GUUCUACUAAGCUUUUAGAUUCUACUAAGCUUUUAUGUUCUAUUAAGCUUCCAGGUUCUACUAAGCUUUCAAAUUUUACUAAGCUUUUAAGUUCUACUAGACUUUCAAAUACUAUUGGUCUUUUAGGUUCAACUGAACUUUCAGAUUCUACUAAGCUUUUAGAUUUUUGCAUACUUUUGAACACUAAUGAGUUUUUUGAUUCAUUAAUUAUGAUA
Cetraspora pellucida is the source of this 215-nucleotide messenger RNA. NCBI's taxonomy places the organism in Eukaryota, Fungi, Glomeromycota, Glomeromycetes, Diversisporales, Gigasporaceae. The record is from the annotation of a GenBank genome assembly.